Messenger RNA from Argentina anserina (silverweed cinquefoil), 1731 nucleotides. Its product is annotated as alanine--glyoxylate aminotransferase 2 homolog 1, mitochondrial-like. Gene Ontology annotation, molecular function: pyridoxal phosphate binding; L-alanine:glyoxylate transaminase activity. Bases 210 to 1610 code for a protein of 466 amino acids. The record is from RefSeq and is a predicted model, not a curated record. Gene Ontology annotation, cellular component: mitochondrion. NCBI's taxonomy places the organism in Eukaryota, Viridiplantae, Streptophyta, Magnoliopsida, Rosales, Rosaceae. The transcript is spliced from 9 exons. Gene Ontology annotation, biological process: glyoxylate catabolic process.
UCAAUGUACCUGAAACCGUCCUCUGCUGCUGACUCCGCUUCCUGUAAUCACCUUCAUCAUGUCUCUCCCCAAAUAUGGAAACUCUAGUCACUACCAGCACAUCACAACCCCACAGUACUCCUACAAAUACAAACCGUCUUCAACCCCAAGUCCCAAACUCAACCCACUUCUAGUUCCAACUCAUUUGGUCUCUCUGAGUAGCAGCUGCUAUGGUAUUGCAGAGGCUGCUCUUGAAAAAGGCCUUUGGAGAAGCUAAGCUCAAGUCUCUGUCUUGCUUCUUCUCUACAGCACCACCUUCAUUGCCGGCUUUUGAUUAUGAGCCAAAGCCUUACAAUGGUCCACGCGCAGAUGAAGUCUUCCAGAAGCGAAAGCAGUUUCUGGGUCCUUCUCUUUUUCACUUUUAUCAGAAGCCGCUAAAUAUUGUUGAAGGGAAGAUGCAAUAUUUGUAUGAUGAGAAUGGCAGGCGUUACCUUGAUGCAUUUGCUGGGAUAGUGACAGUUUCUGCUGGACAUUGCCAUCCAGAUGUUUUAAAUGCAAUCUUUGAACAGAGCAAGCUUCUGCAGCAUGCCACUACUAUAUACUUGCACCAUGCAAUAGCUGAUUUUGCAGAGGCAUUGGCUUCGAAAAUGCCUGGAAAUCUAAAGGUAGUAUACUUUGUCAAUUCUGGGUCAGAAGCAAAUGAGUUAGCAAUGCUGAUGGCUCGUUUAUACACUGGUAAUCUUGAAAUGAUUUCUCUGAGAAAUGGAUAUCAUGGUGGCAGUUCUAGUACUAUGAGUUUGACUGCACUCAACACAUGGAAGUACCCGAUUCCGCAGGGUGAAAUUCACCAUGUUGUGAAUCCAGACCCUUAUCGUGGAAUCUUUGGCUCGGAUGCAGAAAGCUACGCGAAAGAUGUGCAAGACCACAUUGAUUAUGGAAGUUCAGGAAAAGUGGCCGGAUUCAUAUCCGAAACAAUUCAGGGCGUUGGAGGAGCAGUUGAAUUAGCUCCGCGAUACCUAAAAUUGGUAUACGAAAUUGUUCGUAAGGCGGGUGGUGUCUGCAUAGCGGACGAAGUUCAAACUGGAUUUGGCCGCACAGGGAGUCAUUAUUGGGGCUUUGAAACACAGGGGGUCAUCCCUGAUAUAGUUACCAUGGCGAAGGGAAUUGGUAAUGGGUUGCCAUUAGGAGCAGUGGUAACAACACCAGAAAUAGCUAGUGUUUUAGCUCAGAAAACACAAUUCAACACUUAUGGUGGAAACCCCGUAUGCUCAGCUGGAGGACUUGCAGUGAUCAGAGUUAUUGAUAAAGAGAAACGUCAAGUUCAUUCUGCAGAUGUUGGUUCACACUUGCUUGCGCGGUUGAGAUACCUUCAGCAAAGAUAUGAAAUAAUUGGAGAUGUGAGAGGCCGAGGCCUAAUGGUUGGUGUAGAACUUGUGACAGACAGAAACGAGAAGACACCUGCCAAGGCAGAAACUGCUGUGUUGUUUGAGAAACUCAGAGAGCUUGGAGUUCUAGUUGGGAAAGGUGGACUUCAUGGAAAUGUUUUCAGGAUAAAACCUCCACUGUGUUUCACCAAAGAUGACGCAGAUUUUCUUGUUGAUGCUUUGGACUUUUCAAUGUCAAAUUUGUGAGGGUUUAGCACCUCUAAGGGAAUGGGCCAGAUUGCUAAAGCUGAAGUGUCUUUGAUUGGCAAUAUAGUGUGUCUUUGACCUCAGGAUGUAUUACUUCAAAGCAGCAAUAUAAUAAUAAUAA